AUGGCCACUGAAGAAGAAAUAUUGGCCUCUUACCCUCAGGUUUCUGCUCCUACAGACCAGAGUGGAUACACUUCCAAUUUAACCGAAGAACAAGAACAGGUGCUUAAACAAUUAGAAGCCGCUUUAAAAGAGUUGGGAUACACAAAGAGAUUGGACAAGGCAUCGUUGUUGCGGUUUUUGAGAGCCAGAAAGUUUGACUUGGAAAAAACCAAGCAAAUGUUCGUCAGCUGUGAAGCCUGGAGAAAAGAGUUUGGCACCGACACCAUUUUGACCGACUUUAAGUACACCGAAAAGCCUUUGGUAGCCAAGAUGUACCCCCAAUACUAUCACAAAACUGACAAGGAUGGAAGACCCGUGUACUACGAAGAGUUGGGAAAGGUGUACUUGCCAGAUAUGUUGAAGAUUACCUCUCAGGACAGAAUGCUCAAGAACUUGGUUUGGGAAUACGAGUCCUUCACCAACAAUAGAUUGCCUGCUUGCUCUAGAAAGUUUGGUUGUUUGGUGGAGACUUCUUGUACCAUCUUAGACUUGAAGGGUAUAUCUAUUUCGUCUGCUUAUCAGGUGGUGGGCUAUGUCAAAGAAGCGUCUAAAAUCGGCCAAGACUACUACCCUGAAAGAAUGGGUAAGUUUUAUUGUAUCAACGCCCCAUUUGGUUUUUCCACUGCUUUCAAGUUAUUCAAGGCAUUUUUGGAUCCUGUCACGGUGUCCAAGAUUUUCAUCUUGGGAAGCUCCUAUCAAAAGGACUUGUUAAAGCAGAUUCCUCCUGAAAAUUUGCCCAAAAAAUAUGGAGGCCAGUCGGAUGUGUCUGAGCAAGAAUUGUACUUGAGUGACAUAGGUCCCUGGAGAGAAGCCGAAUACAUCGGUCCUGAAGGGGAAGCUCCCAAAUCAAUUGAUAUGAGUUAG
Messenger RNA from Yamadazyma tenuis ATCC 10573, 903 nucleotides. RefSeq names its product phosphatidylinositol/phosphatidylcholine transfer protein (gene SEC14). The record is from RefSeq and is a predicted model, not a curated record. NCBI's taxonomy places the organism in Eukaryota, Fungi, Ascomycota, Pichiomycetes, Serinales, Debaryomycetaceae.